Molecule: messenger RNA, 403 nt
Organism: Galeopterus variegatus (Sunda flying lemur)
Lineage: Eukaryota; Metazoa; Chordata; Mammalia; Dermoptera; Cynocephalidae
Gene: CRIP1
Product: cysteine-rich protein 1 (intestinal)
Exons: 5
Coding region: 36-269 (77 amino acids)
Biological process (GO): intrinsic apoptotic signaling pathway in response to DNA damage; regulation of gene expression
Molecular function (GO): zinc ion binding
Source: RefSeq, a predicted model, not a curated record
CAGCCGCAGCCGCCUGCCCCGGACCCACCGCCGCCAUGCCCAAGUGCCCCAAGUGCCACAGGGAGGUGUACUUCGCUGAGCGGGUGACCUCCCUGGGCAAGGACUGGCAUCGGCCCUGCCUGAAGUGUGAGAAAUGUGGGAAGACCCUGACCUCAGGGGGCCAUGCCGAGCAUGAAGGCAAGCCCUAUUGCAACCACCCCUGCUACUCGGCCAUGUUCGGGCCCAAAGGCUUUGGGCGGGGUGGAGCUGAGAGUCACACCUUCAAGUAAGCCCAGGUUGUGAAGACCUCGUCCCUGGCCACCCGCUGGGCCACUGCUGCCUAGGCAGAUGCCAGGCCUUACCUGCAGACACCCAGGGCUCCCCUGUAGCCCCUCGUGCCCACAAUAAACCCGAACACUUGGAA